Molecule: messenger RNA, 2250 nt
Organism: Motacilla alba alba
Lineage: Eukaryota; Metazoa; Chordata; Aves; Passeriformes; Motacillidae
Gene: DPP7
Product: dipeptidyl peptidase 7
Exons: 13
Coding region: 78-1577 (499 amino acids)
Biological process (GO): proteolysis
Cellular component (GO): vesicle
Molecular function (GO): dipeptidyl-peptidase activity; serine-type exopeptidase activity
Source: RefSeq, a predicted model, not a curated record
UGAUCCCGGAGCAGUGGGUCACGUGACCGGUGCCUGCGCGGCAGCGCUCGCUGCGCGGUGCAGGCGGAGCGGCUGCUAUGGAGUCGGUGCUGCUGCUCUCAGCACUGCUGCUGCUGCUCCUCCCGCCGCCGCCGUUGCCGUCCGCCCGCGCCGCUCCCGCUGCCCGGGUCGUGUGGCCCGGCCUGGAGGAGCGGUUCUUUCCGCAGGUGCGGGACCACUUCAGCUUCGAGACCUGCGGCAACGAGACCUUCCCGCAGCGGUACCUGGUGUCGGCAAAGUUCUGGAAGAAAGGAUUUGGACCCAUCUUUUUCUAUACUGGCAAUGAAGGUGACAUCUGGACUUUUGCUCAGAACUCUGACUUCAUAUUUGAAUUAGCAGAGGAACAGCAAGCACUUGUCAUUUUUGCUGAACAUAGGUACUAUGGGAAGUCUCUUCCCUUUGGACUUGAGUCGACACAGUUGAAGAAGACUGCUCUGCUCACCGUGGAACAAGCCCUUGCUGACUAUGCCGUGCUCAUUACUGAGCUUAAGCAGCAGUUUGGUGCUGCAGACUGCCCUGUCAUCGCUUUUGGAGGCAGCUAUGGUGGAAUGCUGAGCGCCUACCUGAGGAUGAAAUACCCAAAUGUCGUGGCGGGAGCAUUAGCUGCCAGUGCUCCUCUGCUGUCUGUGGCUGGGCUUGGAGACCCCACCCAGUUCUUCAGGGAUGUCACAGCAGAUUUUCAGAAGUCCAGCCUAGGCUGUGUCAAAGCUGUCCGUAAAGCCUUCCAACAGAUCAAGGACCUAUGCCUGAGUGGAGCCUAUGAUGAGAUCAGCAGCAAAAUGGCCACAUGCAAUAAGAUCUCUAACAAGGAGGAUGUUUACCAGCUGUUUGGUUUUGCUAGAAAUGCCUUCACCAUGAUGGCCAUGAUGGACUACCCAUACAAAACCGACUUCAUGGGUGACCUCCCUGCCAAUCCAGUGAAGGUUGGCUGUGAACAAAUUGUCGCCUAUAAAGACCCAAUUAAAGGCUUGGCUGCUCUUGUUGGGGUGUUCUACAACUCCUCUGGCUUGACACAGUGUUAUAACAUAUACCAGCUGUACCAGUCCUGUGCUGACCCCACGGGCUGUGGCAUUGGCUCAGAUGCAGAGGCUUGGGACUACCAGGUUUGCACCGAGAUCAACUUAACAUUUAACAGUAACAACGUGACGGACAUGUUCCCUGAGAUGCCCUUCACAGAGGCUAUGCGUGAGCAGUACUGUUGGAAGAAGUGGCAUGUGAGGCCGCGAGCACACUGGCUGCGGACAAACUUUUGGGGGGAAGACCUGAAAAGUGCAAGCAACAUCAUUUUUUCAAACGGAGACUUGGACCCAUGGGCUGGAGGUGGGAUAAACAGAAGUCUCAGCCCUUCACUGAUUGCACUUACCAUUAAAGGAGGUGCCCAUCACCUUGAUCUCCGGGGACACAACCCAGCUGACCCCCCAUCUGUCACCGAGGUGCGCAAGCUUGAAGCCAGGAUCAUCAGCAGCUGGGUGAAAUCUGGAGGCAUGGAGCAGGUGCAGGAGCAGCGCACAGGAGCUGCAGCAGGCAGUCAGCCCUGAGCCCUUCCAUCCCCGCAGCCCCUGUGUGCAGCUACCACAAGACACAGCAGCCGGCUGCACUGGUUCUACUUUGCUGGCUGGGACACUAUUCUCUCCUCUGCCGUGAUGGUGGGAACUCCCUUUUCCCAAGUGUCCCACUUACACGUCAUUAAGCAUGAAAAGAAAUACAAAAGGCCAAAUCACUGACAGAAGCCAAAACCACAUUUUCUGGGCUCCAUGCUUGCCUGUUCAGAAUGAGCUGUUACAAAGAGCAGGAAAAAGCUUGCCUGGAAGGUCCAAGAACCAUCACAGCCCUGAACAGGGUGGUUCAGGGUGCAUGAGGCACCUUAAGGUUGAAAAGAAACUAUUUUUAGAGAAAAAGGAAAUACUAGAGGGUUAGUAGAAAAGCAGAGGUAUAAUUAUGAUUGACACAGGGUCAUGGUGAGCUCCACUGGUGACCAGUUAUCUAAAACAGACUAUCAGUCUUAGCCAGAGCUGUGGGUUAGGACUGUUUUAGCUUGUCGAAGAGAUUCCAGUUGCUGAGAUGAAGAUUUACACAAAGGAAUCCUGGCAUGCACUGCUGUCACUCAAGGGCUGUGUAUUGGUGACCAGUAAAGCACACUUCCACUGAGACAUCUUCAGAGCUUUUUAAAAUCAAUUACAAGUAUAUUAAAGUCUGUGAUAGAAAAGUUUA